Messenger RNA from Racocetra fulgida, 448 nucleotides. The record is from the annotation of a GenBank genome assembly. NCBI's taxonomy places the organism in Eukaryota, Fungi, Glomeromycota, Glomeromycetes, Diversisporales, Gigasporaceae.
UUACAACAAAGUAUCUACCAUUAAUGGUAGAUACGUGUAUUGGAUGACUAAUAUGGACGACAUUUCUAUUAAUGGUAAAAAACUUAAAUACAAGAUAAAAUUUGCAGCAUUUGAUCCUUCCUCAGAUUUCGUAUUUAUGUCAUCUGGUAAUGCUGAGGCCUAUCAUAAUUUAAUUAACGGAACAAACAAGAUUUGUAUUGAUAUUGGGUGUAGAUAUACUGUGCCCUGUAAAACAACUGAUAGAGUAGAAUAUAUAUUUAAUGGAAUCAAUUAUCAUUCAAACCCGAUCGCCGGGAAGCGUAAUGAUUUACGUACUUGUAUUUCUACAGUUCAAAGUGGAGAAGUUGAUGAUCAUACUUUGCUUAUUGGAGUUCCAUUUCUCAAAGAAGUUUACUCAGUCUAUAACAUAAAAGAUUUUACGAUUGGACUUGCUCCCGCAUCUAAAAUA